AUGUCAACUACAUGCGCCUCAUGCACAACACUUAUCAACAAAAAAUCUCCAGGUGUUCAAUGCGAUGGUUUUUGCGCCGCUUCUUAUCACGCCAAGUGUAUCGGCCUUACAAUCGACCAGGUGAAUCUCAUCAAGGACUGUAGGAACACCACUUGGAUGUGCGACAAAUGCAGAAAUAAUGAUAGUUCGGAAACUGGAUUACAUUUAACUUCUCCAGGAACUACUAUUGAAUCAAAGAUGCAACAACAAAUUUUGAAUUUUAUGCAAGACAUAAAAUGCGAAGUGAAGGAGCUCCGCGGAACGCAAGCAGACCUGAUCAAAUCGAUAACUUUUUGUACUGAUAAGAUAUCUGAUUUUGAAUCUACUCUUAAAAGUUUCAAUGAUCAAAUCAAGAACAUUGAAAAACUGAAGACCGACAAUCAAUACUUAACGAAAAAUGUACAAUCAUUGAACAAAAAAGUCAGUGAUCUUGAGCAAUUUUCUCGCAUGAAUAAUAUCGAGAUACAAGGGGUACCAGAUAAGAAAAAUGAAGAUAUCUAUAAGAUCAUUGACACCAUACACAAGUCGUUAGGAAUACAAAUUACUUCAAGCAUGAUAGACUCCGCCCAUAGAGUAGCAUCCUUCAGCUCGAACAAGCCAAAAAAUAUCGUCGUCAAAUAUACUACCCGAAGAAUACGUGAUGAUAUUUUAUCUGCUGCAAAAGUUAAAAGGAUGGCCUCUACUAGUCGCAUAAUAAAUAUUGAAGGAAUUUCUAACAACUUAUUCAUCGUCGAACACUUGUCUCCUGGUAACAAAUCACUGUACAAAAAAACAAGAGAUUUCGCCACUUCCAAUAACUACAAAUUCGUCUGGGUUAAAAACGGCAGCAUAUUGAUAAGAAAAGAUGAAGGAUCCAACGACGGAGCAAGAAGAGAUAAAUUCAUCCAAGUAGUGCUGGAACGAGUCGAAGAAAGAUCAACAAAGAAUAGAUUCCCGAUUCAACUGCAUCGAUGUUAGUGUACAGUUUGAAACAGUGCCAAUAUUGUUUAGUUUAAUUAGUUUGUGUGUUGUGACAAUAACGUUGAAUGAAUAUACAGGGUG
Phaedon cochleariae (mustard beetle) is the source of this 1080-nucleotide messenger RNA. The record is from the annotation of a GenBank genome assembly. NCBI's taxonomy places the organism in Eukaryota, Metazoa, Arthropoda, Insecta, Coleoptera, Chrysomelidae.